GUGAGGGGUGAGGGUUGGUGAAAAGCACAGAAGGCACUCGCCUCCUAAGGGAUUCUGCCCUUGUGAAACAAAUUCAGAUUUAUUCCUCUAUCUGUUUUGGAUUCUUACAAGGGAGCUGGAAGUUAUUUGAGCAAAUUGUGAUUAAACCAGGUGUUUCUCCAUCCUGCCAAUUACAACCCAAGCCCGCCGGUCUAUCACUCCAUCCCGGCGUGUAAAGUGAUUGAAAGGGCUGAUGAACAGCGAGGCGCACAAGUCAGCAGAGAGCAAGGCAGUCUGCAAUGGCAGCAGGAACAGAGGGUUUGGAAGGUAUAGUCUUAGGACCGAGCCAGAUCAGCAUGUCUGUCACUGACACCACUGCCUGGGCCACAGCCAUGAACAACCUGGGGAUCACCCCGGUGCCAUUGGUAUCAGAUCCCAUCUGCAUGCCUGCGUUCGAACAUGGCCUAGGGCUUGUAACGGGGAUGGCUCCAGUUAACCCAACGAUGACUGGGAUAGGUUUACUGCGACCAGUUGUCCACCAGGAAUUGCCAGUAGUGAAGGAAAUCAUCCACUGUGCCAGGUGCACACUCUUCCCUGCGAAUCCAAACCUGCCCCCUCCGGCAACCCGGGACCGGCCGCCCGGCUGCAAGACAGUGUUUGUGGGUGGCUUGCCAGAAAACGCCACCGAGGAAGUCAUUCGGGAGGUUUUCGAGCAGUGCGGCACCAUCACGGCCCUUCGCAAAAGCAAAAAGAACUUCUGCCACAUCCGCUUCGCUGAGGAGUUUAUGGUGGACAAGGCCAUCUACCUGUCAGGUUACCGUAUGAGGCUGGGUUCAAGCACGGACAAGAAGGACACUGGCCGGCUGCACGUGGACUUUGCUCAGGCCAGGGACGACUUUUACGAGUGGGAGUGCAGGCAGCGGAUGUUUGCACGCGAGGAGCGUCACAGGCGCAUGUUGGAGGAUGAGCAACUGCGGCCGCCCUCACCAGCACCCAUCGUGCACUACUCUGAGCACGAGGCCAGCCUCAUGACCGAGAAGCUCAAAGAUGAGAGCAGGUUCUCGGAAGCCACCUCAGUGCUGCUGGCCUGGUUUGAGCGCGGUGAGGUGACACGGCGCUCAGCAAACAACUUCUAUUCCAUGAUUCAGUCGGUCAACAGCCACAGCCGGAGACUGAUGAGCGAGAAGGCGGCCCACGAACAGGAAAUGGAGGACGCAAAGGAGCAGUUCAAGAAUGCCCUUGCUGGGAUCCUGACCGGACUUGAGCAGAUUGUGGCCGUUUUCAAGGCUGCUUCGAAGCAAAAGGCAUGGGACCAUUUCUCCAAAGCUCAACGCAAGAACAUUGAUAUAUGGCGAAAGCAAGCUGAGGAGGUCAGAAAUGCACACAGUGAAGAACUUAUGGGAAUUCGUCACGAAGAAGAGAUGGAAAUGUCUGAUGACGACUGUGAAGAAAGUCCAUCUAAAACCCCCAGAGCAGAUGAAUCAGCUCUGGCCGCCCAAGCCCGCGCGCUGAAGGAGGAGAACGACAGUCUGAGGUGGCAGCUGGACGUGUACAGAAAUGAAGUGGAGCUGCUGAAGCAGGAGCAGGGGAAGUUCUACCAGUCAGACAAGAGCCACCCGAAGGAGCAGCAGAUGCAGUUCCAGCAGCAGGCAAUGCAGGGCAUGCAACAGCAACUACUUGCUCUGCAGGAGGAAUACAGGAAAAAGGAGUUGGAACUGGAGAAAGUAAAGGAGGAAAAGUCGGAAGUACAAGCAUUGCUUGCAAGUCUUAAAGAAAAGAAGUCGAAUGCAUUCACCCAGAGCCGGAGGACCAGCGAGGGAGAUGCUGCCACUCAAUCCCUCAAGUCAGAGAAAGAAGCUUUAUUAGUGGGUAUCAUAUCAGCAUUCCUUCAUGUGCACCCGUUUGGAGCUAACAUCGAAUACCUGUGGUCCUACCUGCAGCGACUGGAUGCCAAGAUAUCUUCAGGGGAAAUCGAGACGCUUCUCCUCCAACUGCCAAACAUGUUCAAGCAGGAGUUCACUGGUGUUGGCGCCACGCUGGAGAAAAAAUGGAAGUUCUGUGGUUUUGAAGGAAUUAAGUGUGUCAGCCAAUGACCUGAAAUGGUGCACCACGAAGAAAAACAAAACCCCAUGGAUUUCAGAUUUCAUUCAGGUUUAUGCAUCAAGCGUGAGAUUGUACGAUUAUGGAUUAAAUGCUGCCUGGACCUGAGGUCUAAUUGCUACUCCUACCAUGUCUCCGGCAGCCGGUAACCUCACCGUACUCUGGUGCCUGACGAGUAGAAUAUGGUGACCUUCGUUCCACAGACUUUGGGCUUUAAACCAUGAAGAGGGAAGGGAAAGGCAGAGA
Messenger RNA from Mobula hypostoma (lesser devil ray), 2325 nucleotides. It is a transcript of the gene enox1, whose product is annotated as ecto-NOX disulfide-thiol exchanger 1. Gene Ontology annotation, cellular component: external side of plasma membrane; plasma membrane. NCBI's taxonomy places the organism in Eukaryota, Metazoa, Chordata, Chondrichthyes, Myliobatiformes, Myliobatidae. Gene Ontology annotation, biological process: ultradian rhythm. The transcript is spliced from 14 exons. The record is from RefSeq and is a predicted model, not a curated record. Gene Ontology annotation, molecular function: protein disulfide isomerase activity; RNA binding; NADH dehydrogenase activity. The coding region runs from base 279 to 2072 and encodes 597 amino acids.